UUUUUUUUUUUUUAACCAUUUUUGCUUUUUUUCCUCAUCAAUGGAGGUGCCAACUUCUUGGGAUGCACUUCGCAAGCAGGCGAGAAAACUUGAAGCUCAGUUGGAUGAGCAAAUGAAUCUGUAUCGCAAAUUGGUCUCUGCCAAUGUUUCUACAAAAGCUGAUGCCGCUGAGAGUGAUCUAGAAUCAUGGAUUGAUCGAUUACUGAAACAACUCCAACAAGUAAACUCACAGAUGCAAGCUUUGGUAUCAACUGGUGGGUCAGAAGUGGUUUCUCAUACUUUGAAUAGACACCAAGAAAUUCUUCAAGAUCUCACCCAGGAGUUUUUUCGCCUUCGCAAAAGUCUUCGGGCUAAGCAAGAACAUGCUUCACUACUGGAGGAUUUUAAAGAAUUUGAUCGAACUCGAUUAGACUUGGAAGAGGGUUCUGAACAGCAUGCACUCCUAAAAGAACAUGCAUCCAUCAGCAGAAGUACAGGACAGAUGGACAAUGUUAUUUCACAAGCACAAGCAACACUUGGCACGCUUGUACUCCAACGUUCAACAUUUGGUGGCAUCAAUUCAAAACUCAGCAAUGUUAGCAGUCGCCUCCCAACGGUAAAUACCAUACUUUCGGCAAUAAAGCGAAAAAAGUCAAUGGAUACCCUUAUACUUUCUCUAGUUGCAUCAGUUUGCACCUUUCUCAUUGUCAUCUACUGGCUAACCAAAUGAGGCGGUUUUUUCUUCGGGUUUUCGGCACCCGUUUGAAACUGUUGUAUGCUGCUUGUUGUCUAUUGUUAUGCUUACUGAAAUGUACACCAUGGUGAAGAAGGGUCAAUUUUUUGGAGUAGUGUUAUUGUUCAUUUUAUUUGUUUAUAAUCUUUGUAUGAGAAGGUUUGUUGUUGUAUAAUUUUUGUAUGACAAGCAAUGUUGAGUAAAGAUCAGAUUGUUCCUGAAAAAUUGGAUCAUGUUUCUUGUUUAGGAUAUCCAAUAUUCACAUAGCAUGUGGAAGAUUGGAGGUGACUUAUUGUUAAUAGUUGGAAUGAAAAAGGCAUUACCAAUAUUGUUGGAA
This is a messenger RNA of Arachis ipaensis, 1049 nucleotides long. RefSeq names its product Golgi SNAP receptor complex member 1-1. Gene Ontology annotation, cellular component: cis-Golgi network; Golgi medial cisterna; Golgi membrane. Gene Ontology annotation, biological process: endoplasmic reticulum to Golgi vesicle-mediated transport; vesicle fusion; inter-Golgi cisterna vesicle-mediated transport. Gene Ontology annotation, molecular function: SNAP receptor activity. NCBI's taxonomy places the organism in Eukaryota, Viridiplantae, Streptophyta, Magnoliopsida, Fabales, Fabaceae. The record is from RefSeq and is a predicted model, not a curated record.